This is a messenger RNA of Jaculus jaculus (lesser Egyptian jerboa), 6755 nucleotides long. RefSeq names its product dynein axonemal heavy chain 11. Gene Ontology annotation, cellular component: dynein complex. The record is from RefSeq and is a predicted model, not a curated record. The transcript has 41 exons. Gene Ontology annotation, biological process: microtubule-based movement. Gene Ontology annotation, molecular function: ATP hydrolysis activity; dynein intermediate chain binding; minus-end-directed microtubule motor activity. NCBI's taxonomy places the organism in Eukaryota, Metazoa, Chordata, Mammalia, Rodentia, Dipodidae. Bases 33 to 6716 code for a protein of 2227 amino acids.
UCUCAUCCAUUUUGCGAGAACAAGCAAACCUCAUGCACGAUGGACCCAAGUGGAUAGUGCUGGACGGGGACAUUGACCCCACGUGGAUCGAAUCACUGAACACCGUCAUGGAUGACAACAAGGUACUGACCUUGGCCAGCAAUGAGCGAGUGGCUCUCACACCCUCCAUGAGGCUCCUGUUCGAGAUCCACCACCUGAGGACAGCCACCCCGGCCACUGUCUCCAGAGCAGGUGUUCUGUAUGUGAACCCACAGGAUUUGGGCUGGAAUCCGUAUGUGGCCAGUUGGAUAGACAGAAGGCAGCAUCAAUCAGAAAAGGCCAAUUUAACCAUUCUUUUUGAUAAAUACGUCCCCACGUGCCUGGAAAAGCUACGGACCAGUUUUAAAACCAUCACCUCAAUUCCCGAGAGCAGCCUGGUGCAGACUAUUUGUGCUCUUUUGGAGUGUUUGUUGACUCCUGAAAAUGUGCCUUCUGACAGCCCUAAAGAAGUUUAUGAAGUCUAUUUUGUCUUUGCUUGUGUCUGGGCAUUUGGAGGCCCUCUACUACAGGAUCAACUGUCUGAUUAUCAAGCUGACUUCAGUCGGUGGUGGCAUAAAGAGAUGAAAGCAGUGAAAUUUCCCUCACAGGGAACCGUCUUUGACUAUUAUCUGGACCACAAAACUAAGAAAUUCUUGCCUUGGGCCGACAAGGUUCCCCAGUUCACCAUGGAUGCGGACGCAGCCCUGCAGACCGUUCUGGUUCACACAUCAGAGACCACUCGUCUUCGGUAUUUCACUCAGUUGUUGCUUGAGAAAGGAAAACCACUCAUGCUAGCAGGAAGCACAGGAGUGGGAAAAACAGUCUUCCUGGCUGAUCUGCUGGCGAGCCUCCCUGAGGAGUACAUAGUGUCCCGGGUGCCUUUCAACUACUACAUGACAUCUGCGGCCCUGCAGAGAAUUCUUGAGAAACCUUUAGAGAAGAAAGCUGGUCGUAAAUACGGCCCAGGAGGAAGUAAAAAGCUAGUGUAUUUCAUCGAUGACCUGAACGUGCCUGCGGUGGACUCGUAUGGCACUGCUCAGCCCCACACGCUGCUGAGACAGCACCUUGACCAUGGGCACUGGUAUGACAGGCAGAAGAUGAUGCUUAAGGAAGUCUACAACUGCCAGUAUGUUGCCUGCAUGAAUCCCAUGGUGGGCAGCUUCACAGUCAACCCCAGGCUGCAGAGGCAUUUCACAGUGUUUGCAUUCAACUUUCCAUCUUUGGAUGCCCUGACCACCAUCUACAGCCAGAUCUUGAGCUUCCAUUUCCAGCAGCAAGCUUUCAGCCCAUCGGUUGUCAAGACCGGCCCCUCUUUGAUCCAGGCAACAAUAACAUUCCAUAAGAUGAUGGUACAAAAUUUCUUGCCCUCGGCUAUUAAAUUCCACUACAUCUUUAAUCUGAGAGACUUAUCAAACAUCUUCCAGGGGAUUUUGUUUGCUUCUCCUGAGUGUUUAAAAUGUCCAGAUGACUUAGUGCACUUGUGGCUUCAUGAGUCUUCUCGUGUCUAUGGAGACAAACUCAUAGACGCAGGCGAUUGUGACUUGUUUCAGAAAAAGAUGCUGGAGACGGCUCGCAGGCAUUUUGAGGGCUUCCACAGCCACAUGCCGCUUCAACAGCCCCUCAUCUAUUGCCACUUUGCUAACGUCGGGGAGGACCCACGUUACAUGCCAGUGAAGGAAUGGGAGGGGCUGAAAACCAUUCUCACAGAAGCCUUAGACAACUACAACGAACUACACGCUGCUAUGCAUCUGGUUUUAUUUGAGGAUGCCAUGCAACACGUGUGUCGCAUCAGCCGCAUCCUGCGCACCCCGCGGGGCCACGCCCUCUUGAUCGGAGUCGGGGGGAGUGGCAAGCAGAGCCUGUCUCGGCUGGCAGCUUACAUCUGCAGCCUGGAGGUCUUUCAGAUCACUCUGACAGAAGGCUAUGGGACCCAGGAGCUUCGGGUAGAUCUGGCCAAUUUGUACAUCAGAACCGGAGCCAAGAGCAUGCCCACGGUGUUCCUGCUGACAGAUGCCCACGUUCUAGAUGAGAGCUUUCUCGUGCUGAUUAAUGACUUGCUGGCAUCAGGAGAAAUCCCAGAUCUGUUCAGUGACGAAGAUGCGGACAAGAUAGUUUCUGGAAUUCGGAAUGAAGUUCGUAGUCUUGGCAUGGUGGACUCCAGAGAAAACUGCUGGAACUUCUUUUUGGCCAGAGUCCGACAACAGCUCAAAAUCAUUUUCUGUUUCUCUCCAGUGGGUCACACGCUGAGGGUGAGAGCGCGGAAGUUCCCAGCUCUGGUCAACUGCACAGCUAUUGACUGGUUUCACGCAUGGCCACAGGAGGCUCUGGUCUCUGUCAGCAGGAGGUUCAUUGAGGAAAUAGAGGGGAUUGAGCCACUGCACAGAGAUUCUAUUGGCCUUUUCAUGGCUCACGUUCAUACCAGCGUAAAUGAAAUGAGUGCCAGGUAUUACCAGAAUGAGAGAAGAUACAACUAUACCACCCCAAAGAGUUUUCUAGAGCAAAUAUCGCUGUUUAAGAACCUGUUGAAGGCAAGACGGGAAGAGGUACGCCAGAAGAAAGAGCAUCUGGUCAAUGGCAUCCAGAAGCUGAGGACUACAGCCUCACAGGUGGAGGAUCUGAAAGCCAGGCUCGCCUCUCAGGAAGCUGAGCUGCAGCUGAGGAACCACGACGCCGAAGCUCUGAUCACAAAAAUCGGGCUACAGACAGAGAAAGUGAGCCGAGAAAAGGCCAUCGCAGAUGCCGAGGAGCGAAAGGUGGCCGCCAUUCAGGCCGAAGCAUGCCAGAAACAGAGAGAAUGCGAAGCUGACCUCCUGAAGGCCGAGCCGGCGCUGGCGGCUGCUACGGCUGCUCUCAACACACUCAACAGGGUGAACCUCACAGAGCUGAAAACCUUUCCCAACCCCCCAAAUGCUGUCACCAAUGUCACUGCAGCUGUAAUGGUCCUUCUUGCUCCCCGGGGCAGAGUGCCAAAAGACCGGAGUUGGAAAGCGGCUAAAAUCUUCAUGGGAAAGGUUGAUGACUUUUUGCAAGCAUUAAUUAACUACGACAAAGAGCACAUUCCAGAGAACUGUCUAAAAGUGGUGAAUGAACAGUAUUUGAAAGACCCAGAAUUCAAUCCAAACCUGAUUAGGACCAAAUCUUUUGCAGCCGCUGGUCUGUGUGCCUGGGUCACCAACAUCAUCAAAUUCUAUGAGGUCUACUGUGACGUGGAGCCAAAACGCCAGGCACUGGCCCAAACAAACUUGGACCUGGCUGCAGCCACAGAAAAGCUAGAAGCUAUCAGGAAGAAACUUCUGGAACUGGACCAAAAUCUGAGCAGACUGACCACUUCAUUUGAAAAGGCAACUGCUGAGAAGGUCCGGUGUCAGGACGAGGUGAACCAGACCAACAAGACCAUCGACCUCGCCAACCGACUCGUCGGCGAGCUUGAGUCAGAGAAGAUUCGCUGGGCUCAGUCUAUUAAGUCCUUUGAGACACAAGAGAAGACACUCUGUGGAGACGUCCUCCUCACGGCUGCAUUUGUGUCUUACGUUGGGUCCUUCACUAAACAGUACCGCCAGGAGCUGGUGGAUUGCAAGUGGGUCCCCUUUCUUCAGGAGCAGGUUUCCAUCCCUAUAACGGAAGCCCUGGACGUGAUUGCCACACUGACAGAUGAUGCUACAGUUGCCACCUGGAAUAAUGAGGGACUACCCAGUGAUAGGAUGUCAACCGAGAAUGCCACCAUCCUAACGUACUGUGAGCGGUGGCCCCUGAUGAUAGAUCCUCAACAACAGGGAAUUAAGUGGAUCAAGAAAAAGUAUGGAACUGACCUAAAAGUCACACAUUUAGGCCAGAAAGGGUAUAUCAGGAUUGGAGAUAAGGAGUGUGAAUUUAGCAAGAGCUUUCGUCUUAUCCUUCACACAAAACUGGCAAAUCCUCACUAUAAGCCGGAAUUACAAGCUCAGACAACCCUCCUCAAUUUCACGGUCACAGAAGAUGGUCUGGAAUCACAGCUGCUGGCAGAAGUUGUCAGUAUUGAAAGGCCAGAUUUGGAGAAACUUAAGCUGGUAUUGACUAAGCAGCAAAAUGACUUUAAGAUAGAGCUGAAGCGCCUGGAGGAUGACCUCCUCCUGCGCCUGUCUGCCGCCGAGGGGAGCUUCCUGGAUGACACCCAACUGGUGGAGAGACUGGAGACGACAAAGGCCACCGCCGCAGAGACAGAGCACAAGGUGAUUGAAGCCAAAGAAAAUGAAAGAAAAAUCAACGAGGUUCGAGAGUGUUACAGACCCGUGGCCGCAAGAGCAUCUCUUCUUUAUUUUGUUAUUAAUGACCUCAGAAAAAUCAACCCCAUCUAUCAAUUCUCUCUGAAGGCUUUCAACAUGCUCUUCCACAGAGCGAUCGAGCAGACUGACAAGGUGGAGGACCCACAGGAACGCAUCUGUGUCCUAAUAGAAAGCAUCACCCAUGCCACCUUCCUCUAUGCCAGCCGGGCACUAUUUGAGAAGGACAAGCUCACUUUUUUGACACAGAUGACUUUUCAGAUUUUGUUGAGAAAGAAAGAGAUCGAUCCCCGUGAACUGGAUUUCCUGCUUCGAUUCACAGUUGAACAUACUUACCAGAGUCCUGUUGACUUCCUAACUAAUCAGUCAUGGAGUGCUAUUAAGGCCAUCUCCCUCAUGGAAGAAUUUCGAGGCAUAGAUCGAGAUGUGGAAGGAUCUGUUAAGCAGUGGAGGAAGUGGGUAGAAUCGGAGUGUCCAGAGAAAGAAAAGUUGCCACAGGAAUGGAAGAAGAAAAGUCUAAUCCGGAAACUGAUUAUUUUGAGAGCAAUGCGCCCAGACCGCAUGACAUAUGCUCUUAGAAAUUUUGUUGAGGAAAAACUAGGUACAAAGUACGUGGAGAGGACCAGAUUGGAUUUGGGUAAAGCAUUUGAAGAAAGCAACAUGGCCACCCCAAUAUUCUUCAUCCUGUCUCCGGGGGUGGAUGCCCUGAAAGACCUAGAGAUGCUUGGCAAAAGACUUGGGUUUACCAUUGACUCGGGAAAAUUCCACAAUGUGUCUUUAGGACAAGGUCAGGAAAUGGUGGCAGAAAUGGCACUGGAGAAAGCUUCCAGAGAAGGACACUGGGUAAUACUUCAGAAUGUCCACCUGGUGGCCAAGUGGCUGGGAACCUUGGAGAAACUCCUUGAAAGAUUCAGCCAGGGAAGCCAUGGUGAUUCCAGGGUGUUCAUGAGCGCAGAGGCUGCGCCUUCACCCCAAGAGCACACCAUCCCUCAGGGACUCCUGGAAAAUUCCAUUAAGAUCACCAAUGAGCCCCCUACAGGAAUGCUGGCCAAUUUGCAUGCUGCUCUGUACAAUUUUGAUCAGGAUACCCUUGAGAUGUGCUCCAAGGAUCAGGAGUUCAAAAGCAUCCUCUUUUCUUUGUGCUACUUCCACGCCUGUGUGGCCGGCAGACUGAGGUUUGGCCCACAGGGCUGGAGCCGGAGCUACCCUUUCAGUCCCGGAGACCUGACCAUCUGUGCCAAUGUCCUCCACAACUACUUAGAGGCGAGUCCUAAUGUCCCCUGGGAAGACCUCCGUUAUCUCUUUGGUGAGAUCAUGUAUGGGGGCCACAUCACAGACUCGUGGGAUCGCAAGCUGUGUCGGGUGUAUCUAGAAGAAUUUAUGAAUCCAUCUCUGAUUGAAGAUGAGCUCAUGCUGGCACCAGGAUUUGCAGCUCCUCCCUACCUCGAUUAUUCGGGUUACCAUCAGUACGUAGAGGAGAUGCUGCCUCCAGAAAGCCCGGCGCUGUACGGCCUCCACCCCAAUGCUGAAAUAGAAUUCCUGACUGUGACGUCCAACACUCUCUUCAGAACACUGCUGGAAAUGCAGCCCAGAAAUGCAGGCAGCAGUGAGGAGCGGGGGCCGUCUACAGAAGAAAAGGUUAAGAAUAUCUUGGAUGACAUUUUGGAGAAACUUCCAGAAGAGUUCAACAUGGCAGAGAUAAUGCAAAAAUCCUCAAACAGAAGCCCAUAUGUUCUCGUUUGCUUCCAAGAAUGUGAAAGGAUGAACAUUCUCAUUCGGGAAAUCCACGUGUCACUUCAACAGUUAGACCUUGGUUUGAAGGGAGAGCUGACGUUAUCUCCUGAUGUGGAAGCCCAUCAGUUGGCUCUGAAUUACGACAGGGUUCCAGACACUUGGAGCAAACUGGCUUACCCAUCUACUUACGGCCUGGCCCAGUGGUUCAACGACCUCCUCUUGCGCUGCCGGGAACUUGACAUGUGGACGCGAGACCUCGCCCUUCCCGCGGUUGUGUGGCUUUCUGGCUUCUUCAACCCUCAGGCCUUCCUAACAGCAAUCAUGCAGACCAUGGCUCGGAAAAAUGAGUGGCCGCUGGACAGAAUGUGUUUGACGGUUGAUGUUACCAAGAAAACGAAGGAAGAUUAUGGCCAUCCACCCAGGGAAGGUGCAUACCUUCAUGGGCUCCUCCUGGAAGGUGCCAGCUGGGACCCCCAGGCCGGAACCCUUGCUGAUGCCCGCCUUAAGGAGUUAACAUCCAUGAUGCCAGUCAUCUUUGUCAAAGCCAUACCGAUGGACAGACAUGAAACCAAACAUACGUAUGAGUGCCCUGUGUACAAAACCAAAGCCAGAGGCCCUACCUAUGUCUGGAGCUUCCGGUUGAAGAGCAAAGAGAAGACAGCUAAAUGGGUGCUGGCUGGGGUGGCUCUGUUGCUGGAAGCCUAAGCAGACGGUGGCGCUGGGACUUUAGAGUCACCUGUUAGA